AUGCGGAGGAGGCGAAGGCGACAACGAGCUCCGUCGCUGGAAUCCGCAGACAUUAUCCGGGAGAUCCUGCUCAAGCUGCCCACCAGGAGCGUCACUCGCUGCCGCUGCGUCCCCAGGCUCUGGCGCGAUGUCGUCGCCGACCCCACCUUCCGCAGACUCCACGCCGAGGCCGAGGCCGCCGGCCACCUCCCCGUCACGUCGGAGGCCCUGCUCGUCAUGGAGACCCGUGAGGAUUGCAAGCCCGACGAGGCCAGUUUCUUCUGCGUCUCCUCGUCCAAGACAACGCCCAUGCCCCACCGAGUCGUCAUCCCCAGCGGCUACAGCCUCUCCAGCGUGUGCAAUGGCCUACUUUGCUUCGCCCUCGACUCCGCCGCCGAGGUGCCGGCAUUCAUCUGCAACCCUCUUACGGGCGAGACGGCGAUCCUUCCCAUGGCGGCGUCCAAGUGGCACCGGAAAGGCCCUACCAUCUACCAUCAGUUCGCCUUGGGGUUCAGUCCUUCCACCAAGGAGUACAAGCUGUUCCGAAGCAGAAAGACAACAUUUCAUUGUGCCAGCCUGCUCUCACCUUGGCAACACCACAAUCGCCUUGGUGUGCCGAAGCAGAAAGACAACAUUUCGAGCGUAAAUUGUUGCUUUCAUUGUGCCGACACGAAUGAAAACAUCACGUAUGUGCUGAGUUAUCUCAAACUGCCGGCAAGUAUCAACACGAGAACACCUCUUGGCAAUGCAGGAUCGAACCCGCCAUAG
Aegilops tauschii subsp. strangulata is the source of this 747-nucleotide messenger RNA. Its product is annotated as F-box protein At5g65850-like. NCBI's taxonomy places the organism in Eukaryota, Viridiplantae, Streptophyta, Magnoliopsida, Poales, Poaceae. The record is from RefSeq and is a predicted model, not a curated record. Gene Ontology annotation, molecular function: protein binding.